This is a messenger RNA of Calliphora vicina (urban bluebottle blowfly), 2142 nucleotides long. Its product is annotated as clotting factor B. The record is from RefSeq and is a predicted model, not a curated record. The coding region runs from base 43 to 2094 and encodes 683 amino acids. The transcript is spliced from 5 exons. Gene Ontology annotation, molecular function: serine-type endopeptidase activity. Lineage: Eukaryota; Metazoa; Arthropoda; Insecta; Diptera; Calliphoridae. Gene Ontology annotation, biological process: proteolysis.
ACAGUUUAAAAAAAAACAAAAAAGAAAACCAGCAUCAUUAAAAUGCGUUUAACGCCGUUUUUUAUAAGUUUUGGUCUGAUAUCAGCCAUAAUAAUCCAAACAUCGGGGUCUCCAAGUAGCAAUGACAACGACUAUGAACCGCGUCACUUGAUGAACGAUCAAUCGUCUUUUUUCCAGUCACAAUCGGACUCACCAUUUUCCAAACAGCUAGCGGGACUUAGCACGAAGCGAGCGGGACGUAAUAAGGAUUGGAAACAAAAUGUUGAUACAAAAUCCGAAUCAGACUCAGCUGCUGAUUCGCUGGCGGAAGAUGAUUCCGAAGAUGAGGAUGGUUCCACGGAAUACUAUGAUGAAGAGAGUGAUGAAAGCAACAGUAGUGGCAGCAACAGCGAAAGUGGCAGCAAUGAAUCAAUACCACGUUUGUUGUCACAAUCAGCCUUUCAUCGCAUCUCAGAAACAUUGGGUGCUUUAAAUACUGUGGGUCAUAUGCUGGUCGAUACAAUGCGUGGACAAGAUGCAAAAUCAGACUCGGAUACUACAACAGCUACAAGCACAACGACAACAACAACGUCCGCAAUUCAGGGUGCAGGUGAAGAAUCCUCUAAGGUUUUAACUUUAUACCCAGAGGAGAACUCCAUAAUACAAGAUACAAGCUCAUCAGAUAUUCAAAUAGCUAAUAAAAGAAUUGGCCAAGAAGAGCCUAUUAGUAAGCCCAUGUUUGUGGAGAAUAAGGAGAUUAAAAAGAGAAAGAAAAAGAAGAAGACCAACAAGAAUAAGGUGAAGAAACCCUCGCAGGAUUUACAAGUAAAUUCCACUAUUCUUACUGGUCUACCCACCACCUUGCGACCUGUGUCCGCCAUCAUCACAACAUCAGUUACUACCUCUAGACCUUACGCAGAUUCUGUAGCAUUAGCCACAGAUGAAUCUACAGCCAAAGAUGUAGAAAAUCGUUGUAAAACUCCCACCGGAAGACCAGGACGUUGUGAAGAUUUAAGCAGCUGUCCGGCUUUACUGUUAAAUCUCAGCAGUUUACGCGAAUCGUUAUGUUUCAAAAGUCUUUUUGUUCCGGGCGUAUGCUGUCCCCUGCCCGACACUCCAACAGUAUUAACCACACAAAGACCUCUUAAACUAACUACACGAGCACCCACCACUGUCGCAACUACCACCAGAAGACCCACAAAUCGUCCUUCUUCACCCAGUUUGGUACUGAAGCCUCAUGGCAAACCAUCUACUACAACAACAACGACUACCACAGAAGCACCUUUAGAUCCCACUGAUUUAGAACUUUUGGGCUCAAACAGUAUUGUGGAUGCUGACGAAUGUGGCCAGCAAGAAUAUUCAACAGGUCGUAUUGUAGGCGGUGUAGAGUCACCCAAUGGUCAGUGGCCGUGGAUGGCGGCGAUAUUCUUGCAUGGUCCUAAGCGUACAGAGUUUUGGUGUGGUGGCUCGUUGAUUGGUUCUAAAUAUAUUCUGACAGCUGCUCAUUGUACCAGAGAUUCGAGACAGAAACCAUUUGCUGCCCGUCAAUUCACUGUACGUUUGGGCGAUAUAGAUCUUUCAACCGAUGCCGAACCCUCUGCACCCGUAACAUUUGCCGUCAAGGAGGUGCGAGCCCAUGAACGAUUUUCACGUAUUGGUUUCUACAACGAUAUUGCUAUUUUGGUAUUAGAUAAACCUGUGCGUAAGUCCAAAUAUGUUAUACCCGUGUGUUUACCCAGGGUGGGACGCAUGCCGCCGAAAGAACGUUUGCCCGGCAGAAGGGCUACUGUGGUGGGCUGGGGUACAACAUAUUAUGGCGGCAAGGAAUCAACAUCGCAGAGACAGGCUGAAUUGCCGAUCUGGCGUAAUGAAGAUUGUGAUCGUUCUUAUUUCCAACCCAUAAAUGAGAAUUUCUUAUGUGCGGGUUAUUCGGAUGGUGGUGUAGAUGCUUGUCAGGGUGAUUCUGGUGGCCCACUUAUGAUGCGCUAUGACUCACGUUGGCUGCAAUUGGGCGUGGUAUCGUUCGGUAAUAAAUGCGGUGAACCUGGUUAUCCCGGUGUGUAUACGAGAGUCAGUGAAUAUUUGGAUUGGAUACGUGAUCAUACAAAGGACUAGUAAUAAUUAGUUUUAUAAAUGUGCUCAAGAUGUGUUCUUAGCGUAUUU